Tribolium castaneum (red flour beetle) is the source of this 597-nucleotide messenger RNA. RefSeq lists its product as uncharacterized. The coding region runs from base 106 to 552 and encodes 148 amino acids. Lineage: Eukaryota; Metazoa; Arthropoda; Insecta; Coleoptera; Tenebrionidae. The record is from RefSeq and is a predicted model, not a curated record. The transcript is spliced from 2 exons.
AUAAUUGUGCUACAAAGUUGGCAAAUAGGUGUGAAAGUGCCCAUCUCUAUUUUAAUAGCUCUCGACUUGACAAAAACUCAUUUCAAAUCAAAACACUUUCACAAAAUGAAGCUUUUCCUCAUUUUACUGGCUUUAAACUUGGCCAAACCUGACCAACAUCCCGGCUUGAAAGCGCUGAAGAAAGACAGCGGAAUAUCGUGGUCAUUUCCCAACUCUGGCGUCCUCGAAAUGGCCUACCGGAGCAAUCUCAUCGAAAACCCCAAAUACCAACUUGAAGGUUCCGUAAUUGUGGACAAGAAUUUGCUCAAUAAUGACCCAAUGGCAAUCGGGGGAGCGAUUAUGUAUCGCAAUAAAGUGAAAAAAAACACAUUUGAAGCCCAGAUUUUUAACGAAGGGUAUAAGGGUGUUCAAGUUGGGGCGAAAUCGGCUAGAAAUAUCUAUCUAGGGAAAAAAAACGCAGUCAAUGUGGGUGUUGUCUAUGGGCAACAUUUCGGUGGGCCUGAAGGGAGCAGCAGACCUGUGCUGGGUGCAGUGGUCAAAACAACGCUCUAAUUGUGGCAACAAAUCGUUUCUCAAAUAAAUACACAAACGAUGAGA